AAAUAAUUUUUAUUUUAACUAAUAAUUUAAAAUAAAAUAUAUUAUGAAAAAAGACAAAUUUGAAAUGAUGUCAUUUGGUAAACGUUCUUAGUAAUUUUAAUUAUUAUAAAAAUAGUAUAAACUUUUGUCAUUAUUACUUCGCGGGAAAAGACCUAGUUUUUGGCAGGGUGUGAACAUUUGUAUGUAUAGUACAUACAUACUUGGUACCAUUUUGAUUGGCAGCUUUCCACCUUUGUAAGGAUCUGGAUCCUACAUGUAAAUAAGGAACUAGGCAGGAUGUGUUGCAGGACGUUGCACAUAUUAUGACGAUGAUGCUACUUUGUCUUGUCCAGAGGGAAAAGUUUGCGCGGAUGUGGCGGAAAUUUGCUCCUCAACCGAGGGACCGGUAUGCUCAAAUACAAACAGCGGGUCAAUAGGGACUUGUAAGGAAUGCCUUCUGAACACACCAAGCGCGCACAAAGUUUGUGUAACCGAGACGGAUUAUGGUAUUUGCAAUCAUGGCACCCUUUUAUCGCUCCAGUACAAAUGUCCAGUUGCUAUGCCUUAUUGUCGCUUAGAAAAUGAUGGAAGCAUCUGUCAAAUAGAUAACACUGAUCUCGACUGUUCUGCAAGUGAAACAGGAUCUGGCGAAGGAAAUGGAAAUGAAAACGGAAAUGGGAAUGAAAAUGGAAACGGGGGGCAGACUUCUGGUUGCACUGACGAAGGACUUUUUCCUGAUACUACUGAUAAAACAUGCACUAAAUACUUCAAAUGCGUCAAGGAUGCUUCAGAAAUAUUUCAGAAAGUAGAGCUGUCAUGCUUGACUACAGGUUUUGCAUUUAAUCCAAUUUCAACGCGCUGUGAACCGAAUUAUACAUGUACUAACUAAAUUCAAUAUUUUUAUAUUUAUGUUAA
This is a messenger RNA of Hermetia illucens (black soldier fly), 894 nucleotides long. RefSeq lists its product as uncharacterized. The transcript has 4 exons. NCBI's taxonomy places the organism in Eukaryota, Metazoa, Arthropoda, Insecta, Diptera, Stratiomyidae. Gene Ontology annotation, molecular function: chitin binding. Gene Ontology annotation, cellular component: extracellular region. The coding region runs from base 539 to 868 and encodes 109 amino acids. The record is from RefSeq and is a predicted model, not a curated record.